Molecule: messenger RNA, 3978 nt
Organism: Coturnix japonica (Japanese quail)
Lineage: Eukaryota; Metazoa; Chordata; Aves; Galliformes; Phasianidae
Gene: NDC80
Product: NDC80 kinetochore complex component
Biological process (GO): attachment of mitotic spindle microtubules to kinetochore
Cellular component (GO): Ndc80 complex
Source: RefSeq, a predicted model, not a curated record
GCAGUGUGUGACGACAGCGGGCGGGCGGAUUUGAACUCAAGAGGAAGGAUUCGGCGCCGUUAACGUUAACGGGUGGUGGUUCCCUUCGGACAGUCGGUGAGGUGUCUGCAGGCGCAGCUGAUAAGCAGACUCACAGACCCUGAUUUACAGCUCGGUCACAAUGAAGCGAAGCUCAACUACUGGGGGUAGCGGUUGGCAGUCUACGAUGGUGCUGAGGGUGCAGGACAACAACAAGAUGGGUCUUCAAACGCCUCAAAUGAAGGACAGAGGAACAUUUGGAAAGCUGAGCAUGAGCAAAACUACGUCAGCAACAUCAGAAAGAAAAGUCAGCUUUUUUGGGAAGAGAGCAAGUGGGGCUGGAGGUUCACGGAACAGUCAGUAUGGUGUGUUUGGUACAGAAAAGAUCAAGGAUCCCAGGCCUCUUCAUGACAAGACCUUCAUCCAACAAUGUAUCAAGCAGCUUUGUGAGUUUCUUGUUGAGAAUGGUUACGCCCAUAAUGUCACCAUAAAAUCGCUGCAGUCUCCAUCUGUAAAAGACUUCGUAAAAAUCUUCACUUUUAUCUAUGGAUUUCUCUGCCCUUCUUAUGAACUGCCUGACUCGAAAUUUGAAGAGGAAAUUCCCCGCGUUUUCAAAGAGCUUGGGUACCCUUUUCCAUUGUCAAAAAGCUCCAUGUACACAGUGGGAGCACCACACACCUGGCCUCAGAUUGUGGCAGCUUUGAUUUGGUUAACUGACUGUUUCAAGUUGUAUUCUGCCAUGAGGGAAAAUCCGUCUUCAUUUGAUGAUGGACAGAACUGGGGAGGAGAAACGGAUGAUGGAAUUGUACACAACAAGCUUUUCUUGGACUACGCCAUAAAGUGCUAUGAGCACUUCAUGAAAGGGGGAGAUACUUACGAAGAAUUGGAUGCAGAAGUGCAGUCAAAAUUAAAGGUUUUAUUUAAUGUAGAUGAAUUCAAAACAGAAGGCUUAGCAGCAGAAAACAAAAGACUUCUUGAAGAAAUUGCAAGACUAGAAAAAGAAAGGGAAAGCGAGCCGGAUCGUUUAGUAUCGCUCCGAAAGCUGAGAUCAUCUUUUCAAUCAGAUGUUCAGAAAUUCCAGUCUUAUUUGACUAAUCUGGAAUCUCACACAGCCAUCCUUGAUCAGAAGAUAAGAGUUGUUAAUGAAGAAAUCGAGGCAGCAGAGAUGGAAGUAGAAGCAAUGAAGCAGGAGAAUGCACGGCUCCAGCACAUCUUUGAUAACCAGAAGUACUCAGUUGCGGAUAUUGAGAGAAUAAAUCACGAGAGAAAUGAAUUGCAGCAAACCAUUAAUAAGCUAACUAAGGAACUCGAAGCAGAAGAACAUCAACUGUGGAAUGAAGAGCUAAAAUAUGCUAGAAAUAAAGAGGCGAUUGAAACACAGCUGGCAGAGUAUCAUAAACUGGCUCGAAAGCUGAAAUUAAUUCCAAUAAGUGCUGAGAAUUCUAAAGGGCACGACUUUGAGAUUCACUUUAAUCCUGAGGUGGGACCAAAUUGCCUUGUCAAAUACAGAACUCAGAUUAAGGCUCCUCUUAUGGAGAUUGUAAACCAAACUGAGGAAGAAAUUAGGAAAGUUACUCAACGGAAAAUGAGUUUGGAGGACACUUUGGAACAGGUGAAUGCAAUGGUAGCGGAGAAGAAAAGCAGUGUGAAAACACUGAAAGAAGAAGCAGAAAAGCUGGAUGAUCUUUACCAUCAGAAGCUAAAGGAAGCAGAAGAAGAGGAGCAAAAAUGUGCAAAUGAGCUGGAAUUGUUAGAGAAGCAUAAACAAUUACUUGAGAGCGGCGUCAAUGAUGGUCUCAGUGAAGCCACAAAUGAACUGCAUGAUAUUCAGAGACAAUACCAAAUUGUUAUGCAAACAACAACAGAAGAGAGCAGAAAAGCAGGUGAUAACUUGAAUCGUCUCUUUGAAGUGAUUACCACUCAAGUAGUAUCUAUAGAGAAAUAUCUUGAUGAACAGAAUUCGAAAAUUGAUAGAGAAUAUGAAGAAUUCAUGUCUGAAGAUCUUCUGUCAACCUUGACCGGAAUUCUAGAGAGUUAUAAAAAGAAGGCAGAAAGCAUAAAAUUACCAAAAAGCUGAAGAUGAGAAUUCUGUGCUUCUGAAGCUCCAUUGUGGUGUCUCUUAGAAGGAUGGUUACUUUCCGCUUUUAGCGGCUAACUUGGUUUUAAUGAAAUGAUAAUGAACUUCUUUUGUCUUACUGGCACAAAUAUAGCAAAGGAUUAAAAUGUUUCUAACUAAAAAAAAACACAAAAGCUUUGCUUACUUUUCCUACUGCCAAAAUAUUUCUAAAAAUUACAAUUUCAGUGACAAGGCAACUGGGGAACAACUUGAUUUCUCUUUUUCUUUAUAAAGAAUUACCUGUGCUCUUCUAAGAACAUUCAGAAAGAUGAGUAUUGUCAGCCUGUUAACAGUGGAAUUAGAGAUGGGACUACAAGUGUCAGUAUAGUCUGUGCAUUCUUUAAUAUUUACAUGUAUUUAACACAAGUCAUGAUUGUGUGUACUUCCAUAGGCCUUCAGUUUAUCACCAAGGUCAAAAAGCAGGGAGACUGGAAGACAUUUACAUUUAUCUAUGAAAUUGCCCAGAGACGCCUCCAGUGUGUAAGAUCUUUUUUAUUCUUCUUUUAGCAAAGUCUGUUUAGAAAGCUUGGUAGCAGUUAUGCAGUCAUCUUGUAAAUAAUGCAGAAAAUGAAAGAUAGUUUGAAAACAGAGUUCCACCUCUAAAUGCUUAUAGUACCAGAUGGAAACUUACUGUACUUCUUAUGUAUGCUUAUUAAAUGAGCUUUAAGUAUGACAGUGUGACUCCUGACAAUGCAGUUAAUUACUUGGAGGUGUAACUAGUCUUGUGUGCAUUGACAUGGUCUAAAAACGGCUGCACUCUUCUGCUAGAUCAGUAAAGCAGACCAUACUGGAGUUUUCUUCCUUAGGAAGGUAAAGUUGGUGUAUGGGGAGUUCCAGCCUAAAUAUGUUAAAGAAGAUGUAUCCCCAUCUCUUGAACAUAUAUUUGCCUUUCUUGUUCAAUGCUGCAUUGUAAGCAGAGGCACUGUCUGCUUGUCUACUCCGUUACAUUCCUUUGUGUUCCCUUAAAAAAGAAGUCACCUUAUGUAGUUUUGAAUACAGCUUUUGAAUACAGUUAUGUAAUUUUGAAUACAGCUCAGCGAUAAAUAUCAGUGACUCAAGUAUACAACAAAGGAACUCCGCUGUCUUCAGAAAUGUUUAGGGGCUAAUAGCUAAUUAAAAUUGCUCCUCAAUUCUCUCAUUAAACAAAGUAUUUGAAUGCAACACAGAUCCCUUGGAUACGAAUCAAAAGUGAAGUUUAAACUCUCCAAACGCAAACUGCCAGUAAAAAACAAAUUGUGUGUAAUUUAUGGCUCUUUUUGCAGAGCGUACACAAAACUCUGUUGUCCUUGUUGAAGAACCUGGCUCAGGUCUGACGUGUUUUGAUGUCGUUGAAAUGCAAAACAAUUGUGUUCCUUUAAAAUAAUUGCCUGUUUAGGGACUACAGUCUUCCUUGGCUUCCUGAUACUUGUUUGUCCCUACUUCUUUUAACUGACUGUUCCUGUGUCUCUUAGUAUCCGCAGCCUCUUUGCAUGUGGAGUGGUCAGUUGACUUAGUAAACACAAUUUCAAAGGACUAAUGCUAACCCAGUAGUAAGGGGUUAAAGAAUCAAGGUCAGAACAACCCUCCUUUCUAUUCUGGAUUGUGGUUUUUAAAUAGAAUGUGGUUACUGCUUGGAUUGGUGUUUUGUUUUAAUUUGGUUGGAUUUUUUCAACCAGUCUUAAUCAAAAUGUACCACUGGCACCUGCGUAUUUCAGUAGUAUGAGUAGUUUGUAAUUCUGGGGGGUGCUGGUAGAGGUGCAGUUCUUUCAUCUAUUCCUAAUGUAUCUUUUGUAUAGCUUGUUUAAUAUGUUUUAAUGUUAUGUAUUUCUAAACUCAAUAAAAUGACUUAAGCAUGUUUAUUUGAA